Molecule: messenger RNA, 1851 nt
Organism: Gastrolobium bilobum
Lineage: Eukaryota; Viridiplantae; Streptophyta; Magnoliopsida; Fabales; Fabaceae
Exons: 1
Coding region: 1-1851 (616 amino acids)
Biological process (GO): DNA integration
Molecular function (GO): RNA-DNA hybrid ribonuclease activity; nucleic acid binding
Source: RefSeq, a predicted model, not a curated record
AUGCUAUACUUAUACCUCGCCGUCGGAUCAGAGGCAAUCAGCGCGGCCCUAGUCAAGGAGUCAACAGAAGGACAAAAGCCUGUCUAUUUUAUCAGCAAAGUCUUACAAGGAGCGGAGCUCCGGUACCAGCAAGUCGAGAAGGUAGCAUUAACACUCAUUUUUGCUGCAAGGCGUUUAAGGCCGUACUUCCAGUGCCACCCAAUCACUGUCAGAACAAACCAGCCAAUUCGACAAGUGUUGCAUAAGCCAGACCUCGUCGGAAGAAUGAUGUCGUGGGCGAUAGAACUAUCAGAAUACCAGAUCGCCUACGAACCAAGAACGGCUAUUAAGGCCCAAGCCUUGACAGAUUUCAUCGCUGAAAUGACUCCAAACCCCCAUCCGGAGAAGUAUGCAACUGAAACGCCUACAGCUGGUAACUGGAAAUUAUACGUUGAUGGCUCUUCGAACGCCAAAGGAUCGGGCGCUGGGAUGAUAGUCGAGAACCCAGAUGGCGUAGCACUCGAACAUUCUCUGACCUUUGACUUCAACGCUACGAACAAUCAGGCAGAAUAUGAGGCCAUAAUAGCAGGACUGCUCCAAGCAAAAGAAAUGGGCGCCAGAUGCCUUAAAGUCUUCACAGAUUCUCAACUGGUAGCUUUCCAGAUCUCAGGCGAAUACCAAACCAAGGGACCAUUAAUGUGCAGGUACUUGGAGAAGGUAAAAGAGUUGAUUGAAAGUUUUGAAGCUGUUGAAAUAGAGCAUAUAAGGCGAUAUGAAAAUACACGAGCGGAUAUCCUCGCCAAGUUGGCAAGCACCAAAAGCCCAGGGAACAACAGAUCGGUAAUCCAGCACAACAUGCCAAGCCCGUGCAUCGUAAUGAGCAUUUCUAACCACCCAGGGGACGCCACUGAGGAAACCUGGGCAACGCCUAUCAUCAACUACUUGGCCGAAUGGGUGUUACCCUCGGAUAGGAGUGAAAGUCAAAAGCUAAUACGGCGGUGCGCACAUUUCUGCCUAGUAAAGGGAUGUUUAUACAAGCGGGGGACCUCUACCCCACUCCUGAAGUGUUUGAACCCUAAUGACGUCCAGUACGUAAUUGAAGAAAUUCAUGAAGGUAUCAACGGCCAUCACAUAGGCGGUCACUCACUGGUAAAGAAGGCGUUAAGAGCAGGGUUUUACUGGCCAACCAUGGAAUGUGAUGCUCAUGAGCAUGUAAAGAAAUGCGAAAAGUGCCAAAGAUUUGCUGACAUACACAGAGCACCACCCGAAGAAUUAGCAUCGAUCACAUCUCCAUGGCCGUUCUACAAGUGGGGAAUUGACAUCCUCGGGCCUUUCCCUAAGGCGGCUGGGCAAAUCCAGUGGUUGAUCGUCGCCAUUGACUACUUCACCAAAUGGGUAGAGGCAGAACCCUUAGUUACUAUCACGUCCCAAAAAGAAAGAAGGUUCUUCUGGAGAAGCAUUGUCUACCGAUUUGGUAUCCCGGGGGAUGUCAUCAUUGAUAACGGCACUCAAUUUACUGACGCCAAGUUCCGAGCAUUGAUGAACAGUCUACAGAUUAGACAUCACUUUACCGCUGUAGAACACCCUCAAUCCAACGGCUUGGUAGAAUCUACAAACAAAAUGUUGGGGAAAGGAAUCAAGAAGAGGUUGGAAACCCACAAAGGAGCAUGGUUGGAAAAUCUAGACAACGUCCUAUGGGGGUACAGAACUACCGCCCAGUCCUCCACCAGAGAAACGCCUUUCAGGCUGACAUACGGUUCCGAAGCCAUGAUAUCAGUGGAGAUAGGCGAGCCUUCAUGGCGACUUGAGCACGUGACAGAGGUCAUCAACAACCAGCACUUGAAAGAAGCGUUGGCCUGCUGGACGAAGUAA